Molecule: messenger RNA, 6513 nt
Organism: Wickerhamiella sorbophila
Lineage: Eukaryota; Fungi; Ascomycota; Dipodascomycetes; Dipodascales; Trichomonascaceae
Product: DNA polymerase epsilon catalytic subunit A
Exons: 1
Coding region: 1-6513 (2170 amino acids)
Biological process (GO): DNA replication; mitotic cell cycle; base-excision repair, gap-filling
Cellular component (GO): epsilon DNA polymerase complex; nucleus
Molecular function (GO): zinc ion binding; nucleotide binding; DNA-directed DNA polymerase activity
Source: RefSeq, a predicted model, not a curated record
AUGGCCCACUACCGACGCAACGAUGCGCCGACUAAUCUGGCUAUUGAUGCGACCUCACAAAUACGAAGAGAGCAUGCGGUUGCUCUCACGGACACAAUCGAUGCCAGCAUGGGCUUUGAACGCUUUGACUCGGGGCCGCCGCGGGUAGGCUGGCUGGUCAAUUUUCAGGCCACCUCGCAAAGCGAUCCCAAUAUUCCGAAUGGCAAGGCUGCUGUGGAUUUUUAUUUUAUUGACGACGAGGGCGGCUGCUUCAAGUCGACCAUUCGCUAUGACCCUUAUUUCCUGGUGAAGUGCAGCCCGGGAAAAGAAGCCGACGUGGAGGAGUAUAUCCGCAAGAAUUUGGAAGGAGUUGUUAAGGAGACCAGGCGUGUCAUUAAAGAUGACCUGUCGCUACCCAACCACCUGAUCGGCCGCAAACAGUCCUUGAUUGAGGUCCGCUUUUGGAACGUAACGAACCUGUUAGCAGCUCGCAAAACUCUGGCGCCAUUUGCCGAAGCAAAUCAGAAGAAACUGGCACAGUACGCCGACUAUGGUGCGGAUUAUGCUCAAUCUGCGCUCAAUAAGAGCUUUUCGGCAAAAUCAGAUGCCUCUGAUUACAUUCUAGACAUAAGAGAGUACGAUGUGCCCUACCACGUCCGCGUCUCCAUUGACCUAGAUGUUCGCGUCGGUAAAUGGUAUACGGUAACAGCUGUGGAAGGAGUGGUUUCUUUGACUGAAUUCGCCCGUAUCGAACGUGCGGACCCCGUUGUCUUGGCUUUCGACAUCGAAACAACCAAACAACCUUUGAAAUUCCCAGACGCCGCUAUUGACUGCGUCAUGAUGAUCUCGUACAUGAUAAAUGGUGAGGGCUACCUGAUCACAAAUCGCGAAGUAGUGUCCAAGGAUAUCGACGAUUUCGAAUACACCCCCAAGCCCGAGUUCAAAGGCGAAUUCACUAUUUUCAAUGAAGCAAACGAGCGUGAUCUCCUGACAAGAUUUUUUGACCACAUCAAAGAAGAGAAGCCAACCGUCAUUGUUACGUUCAAUGGUGAUUUCUUUGAUUGGCCGUUUGUCGAUGCUCGUGCAAACGUUCAUGGCAUUAAUAUGUAUGAGGAGAUUGGGUUCAGGAAAGAUAUGGAGGACGAAUACAAAUCUGCUCACUGCGCGCACAUGGACGCUUUCCGCUGGGUAAAACGUGAUUCAUAUCUCCCGCAAGGUUCCCAGGGCUUGAAAGCUGUCACUUCAGCCAAGCUAGGUUACAACCCGCUUGAACUGGACCCAGAAAAAAUGACCCCCUACGCCAGUGAGAAACCCCAGGUCCUCGCUGAGUACUCUGUUUCAGAUGCCGUCGCAACUUACUACCUCUAUAUGAAGUAUGUGCAUCCUUUCAUCUUUUCUUUAUGCAACAUCAUUCCCCUCAAACCAGAUGAGGUUUUACGAAAAGGUACAGGUACCCUUUGUGAAAUGCUGCUAAUGGUCCAAGCGUAUCAGAAAGGUAUUCUUUUACCCCAUAAGCAUCAAGACCCGCUAGAACGAUUCUACAAUGGUCAUUUAGUUGAAUCUGAAACAUAUGUUGGCGGCCAUGUGGAGUCCUUAGAAGCUGGUGUGUUUCGCAAUGACAUUCCAACUCAUUUCUCUGUUGAUCAGAAUGCAAUUGAACAGCUGCUUCAAGAACUUGACGAAGCCUUGAAGUUCACCAUCCAAGUCGAGGCAAAAAUGGAUCUCCAAAAGGUUACAAACUACGACGAAAUCAAGCAGCAAAUCACUGAGAAACUCAUCAGUUUAAAAGAAGCUCCUUCGCGCACCGAGACCCCUUUGAUUUACCAUGUGGAUGUCGCCUCAAUGUAUCCCAACAUCAUGACGACAAACCGUCUUCAGCCUGAUUCAAUGGUCUCAGAGCGUGAUUGUGCAAUGUGCGAUUUCAAUCGUCCUGGUAAGGACUGUGAUCGUCGUCUUCCGUGGGCUUGGCGUGGUGAGUUCUAUCCUGCCGAGAAAAGUGAGUAUCUAAUGAUUCGCAAGACUUUAGAGCAGGAAACUUUCCCAAGGCCGAAUCGAGAUCGAAACGGUAAAAAGACCUUCCGAACAUUUGAUGAGCUUCCGCCCUUUGAGCAAGCCCAACUGAUCAAGAAGCGUGUUAGUGAUUAUUCACGCAAGGUGUACCACAAAAUCAAACAGACGGAAACAGUGGAGCGCGAGGCUAUCAUUUGCCAGCGCGAGAACCCUUUCUACGUAAACACCGUCCGUGAUUUUAGAGACCGCCGUUAUGAGUUCAAAGGUCUGCAGAAAGUGUGGAAGCGAAAGCUUGAUGAGGUACCAAAAUCCGAUAUCCCAAGUGUCGAAGAGGCUAAGAAAAUGAUUGUGCUCUACGAUUCCUUGCAGCUUGCGCAUAAGGUUAUUUUGAACUCGUUCUAUGGCUACGUCAUGCGCAAAGGAUCACGCUGGUACUCGAUGGAAAUGGCAGGUGUGACUUGCUUGACUGGCGCUACGAUUAUCCAGCUAGCGCGUUCCCGUGUCGAACAGCUUGGUCGUCCUUUGGAGUUGGAUACAGAUGGUAUCUGGUGUAUUUUACCAUCCUCUUUCCCCGGUGAUUUUAUGUUUACAUUCUCAGAUGGCAAAAAACUUCCAAUUGCUUAUCCUUGUGUAAUGUUGAACCACCUUGUUCAUGCAAAGUUCACAAACCACCAAUACCAGAUUUUGGUGGACCCGGGUACUUUCCAGUACGAGACAAUCAGUGACAAUUCUAUUUACUUCGAAGUCGAUGGCCCCUACAAAGCGAUGGUUUUACCCACUUCGACAGAGGAGGGCAAGAAUCUGAAAAAAAGAUAUGCCGUUUUCAACAUGGACGGCUCACUUGCCGAGCUCAAGGGUUUCGAAUUGAAAAGACGUGGUGAACUUCGAAUCAUCAAGGCUUUCCAAUCCCAAAUUUUCAAAGAAUUCCUGGAGGGCGUUUCUCUAGAAGAGUGCUAUGGUGCAGUUGCAAAAGUUGCCAAUGCUUGGCUCGACGUGCUUGAUACACGAGGAAAGCACCUCGAGGACGCUGAUCUUAUGGAUCUCAUUUCAGAAAAUAAGGUAAUGAGCAAAUCACUGAAAGAUUAUGCUGGUCAAAAAUCAACUUCCAUCUGUACCGCACGCCGUUUAGCAGAGUUCUUGGGCUCCCAGAUGAUCAAGGAUAGCGGCCUAGCCUGUCACUAUGUCAUUUCCAAGUUACCAUAUGGUGCUCCUGUUACCGAUCGGGCUAUUCCUGUUGAAGUCUUCUCGGCGGAAUAUGAGGUCAAGCGCAAGUUCUUACGCGCCUGGUUGAAAUCCCCGGGUCUUGAGAACUUCGAUCCCCGGGAAAUUAUAGAUUGGGACUACUACCGUGCACGUCUGGCUUCUACAAUCCAAAAAAUCAUCACUAUUCCCGCUGCUCUUCAAAGUGUUUCGAACCCUGUCCCACGUGUGGCCCACCCAGACUGGUUGAACAAGCGUGUUGCCGCUAUGAACGAUCGAUUCAAACAGAAGAAGAUCACUGGUUUUUUCACCAUGCCAUCAGAAAAGUCUGAGCUUUUGAAACCUAAGCAAACCCUUGUUGACAUUGAAGAUGUGCUUUCGACCGGUCUAGGUGUUGAAGUUAACGGACAAAAGCGAGCGGUAGUGCACAAACGUAAAGCUGGAGAAGAUGAUUCGGUUGGUGCUGAUGACCUCGCUGUAUUGGAGAUUUCGAACGAUACAGUCGCACCUGACCCUGAGGACGACUACUCUGCUUGGCUGCGUUAUCAAAAAGUCAUUUGGCAGAAGAAAUAUGAGCAAAGAGAAACUCGCCGAAAGCUCUUUGGCGACAAGGUUUCCUUACGCUAUAACAGAGGUGUUACGGGAAUGCUGCGAAAUCAGGCCGAACAAGCAUUUUCCGGGCGCUCUUGGCAUAUUGUUCAGGUGACGGCAUCCCCAGGAAAACUUGGCCAAGUCCAAGCUUUUAUCUGGGUGAAUAGUCGUAUCCAAAAGAUCAAAAUUAAUGUUCCACGGCGAUUUUUUGUGCAGUUCACUGAUGUCCCCAAUUUGACACUUCCUAGUGGCAUCACUAUGGAAAAAAGUUCAAAAUCACUCCCGCAUGGCGUCUCGAACGACAAUCUCUAUGAAGUCGUGAUGUCCGAGGAAGCAUAUCAAGAUGAGUUAGCCAGGGGAGGUGGUUUGUUGAAACAACAAACAGUCAAGGGCGUUUAUGAAACUCAGCUUGAGCCCCGAGACCGCGUCUUGUUAGAAAUCGGAACUUUAUGUUCCCUGGACAGCUCUCGUCCCGGCAUUUUGGGUAAAGGUUUAGAGUCCGGCUUCGAACUGGAGUGGCUCAGACCUUACCGCCCACGGAAAGGUGCAGAGCAUGAGCCUAUUCCCUACCUGAAGAGUACGAAUCUCGGCUAUAUCUUCUUGCAACACUAUGAGAUCUCUAAUCAGGUGUUUAUUGCUGUUACCACGAGCUGGUCUUCUAAGGCUUAUUUGGUGCAUUACUCUGCAAGUAAUGUGAACGCAAAUGAGCCUCUUCGUGUGGGGGCUAUGUACGGCGACAGCUUCACCUCUCUACAGUCGUCAGAUGUGAGCCAACCUUACUUCAACUUCCAAGAAAAUUUGGAGUUUGAUACCAUUAACUGCUCAAGUCUCUCGAAGGUCUAUACACACACAAACAACAUCUUAUCAGAUAUUUUGGCAGAGCGGGGCACGCAUGCGGUCUUGACAUUACAGUCGGCGCGCAUUGAGCGACUGUACAAUCGGAUAAGGGCAAUCGAUGACUUUGCUAGUUUCGAAAUCAAAUCCCGUGACGGUGUCCUUCCGUCGGUUGGUUGGCAGCCUGCAUUAUCCAAACGCAUAGUAAAGUCUUACUUCCGUCUCCAGUACUGGAUCGAGCAACUUCACAGCAAAGCUAUUUUCAGCAAUAUCCCAAUUGGAAAUCUCAACAGUGGAGACAGCAAUGAUCUUAUCGAUAUCUUGUUCGCCCGAAAGCUGCUUAAUGACAAUGUCGUUCUCUGGUGGUCCAACAGACCACUUCCUGACCUGGGAGGUGGAGAAGCUGGUAAUGUACUAGCUAAUAAUGAAGAGACUGUGAUCCCCUCGUUCAACAAUCCUGGUUUCUACGGCAAGGUCUGCAUUGAUAUUGACGUCUCUAAUCUGUCUGUGAACAGUAUUCUCACCGCCGUUCUCUUCAACGCAGCUGAUGGUUUGGACUUUAGCGAAAACAAUUCUCUGUUUGGUCAGAAUAAGUUAUCCGCUUCUGCUCUCUCUGCGUUGAGCAGUCUUGUAAAAGAGUGGUGGUCUACAGCAGCUAAGGGUGACGUUGUUGCAGAUAAUCUUAUUCAACACUUUAUUACAUGGGUGUCGUCUCCACAAUCCAAGAUGUACGACCCUCCAUUGCUGUACUACGUGCAGAACUUGAGUCGCAAGGCGCUUCUUCAACUAAUAGGUGAGCUUCACAAUUUUGGUGCUCGGGUUGUGUUUGCCGAUAUGAACCGACUACUGGUGGUCACAUCGAAUGCACAUGCGGUGAACACGCUCGCAUUUGGAUCUUUUGUGAUCAAAUCGAUCAAGUCGAAUCCGCUGUUCACCUAUCUGGAUGUUAGCAUCCGUGAAUACUGGGACUAUUUGAUGUGGCUAGAUAAUGCAAACUAUUGUGGCCGCGUGUGCAAACCCAGUUUGAGUGAGACUCCAGAGCUAUCACAUGUCAGUGAUUGGAACAUUGCGCACUAUUUGCCUAAAAUUCUUGAGCAAGAAUUCCAAGAAUGGAUCUUCCAGCUGAUGCAGCAUGUUGGCGAAGCCAAAGACUUGUUCCACAAAGAUGAGACCCGUGCAACGCAGAUUGCGGGUACUGUGAAGGAGAAUGCAGAGGAGAGUUUUACGACUGGCAUUCUAAAGGCCCUCGAGGCGCCUCUUGUUAAUCGCAUGAAGCAUCUCAAUCGCAGGUACAUUGAUGGUCGAGCAAUUGCUGAUGUUUCGAAAGAGUUCGAAUUCCCAAAACUUGCGGGUAGCGUCGCCAACCUUAAGAACCCUAUCUUGGAGCUUAUCAAGUAUAUUUGUGCUGUGUAUGGACUUGGGUCGUCAAACGAACCUGAAUAUUUGCAGCUCCGUCGCAAGCUGCUCGAAGUAGUUCGAGUUGGUGAGUUCGAUCCUGAUGCACAAUUUAGGAAUCCCUCCGCUGAUCUAGUGCUGAAUGGAAUUGUAUGUCACAAUUGUGGAUAUACAGAGAGUAUCAACAUCUGUCGGCCUGAAUUGGAGCACGAAUUUGGCUGGUCAUGCAGCUUAUGCAGAGCCUCUCUUGAUCGCGUUUUCCUCGAAGAAAAACUGGUUGAGCUGGUGGUUAAAGCGGUGUGUCUCUACCAGAUCCAAGACUUGAAGUGUUCUAAAUGCAGCCGUAUCCGUGCGGACGAUAUGGCCUACUAUUGCGAAUGCUCUGGUGCGUUUGUUGGGACCAUACCUAUUUCGACUCUGCGGAAGGAUCUAGCAGUCUACAACCACGUUUCAGAGUUUUUCGACUUGAAGCUUCUUCAGAGUGUGCUUUCUGGACUUAAUUGA